Molecule: messenger RNA, 1686 nt
Organism: Hevea brasiliensis (rubber tree)
Lineage: Eukaryota; Viridiplantae; Streptophyta; Magnoliopsida; Malpighiales; Euphorbiaceae
Exons: 7
Coding region: 1-1686 (561 amino acids)
Source: RefSeq, a predicted model, not a curated record
AUGUUCAACAGCCAAAGCAACCCUUCUGAUGAUUAUCUUUGCUCUUAUGAAAAUGGUGAUCUCUUGGCGUUUUGGGCUCCUUUUCUUUUGGUGCAUCUUGGUGGCCCAGACACUAUCACUGCUUUUUCUGUUGAGGAUAACCAAUUGUGGCUUAGGCACUUGCUUGCGUUCAUAACCCAGGCUGUUGCUACUGGUUAUGUGUUCAUCAAAACACUUCCCAGAAACAGGGUUAUGAUCCCAACAACGCUCCUGUUUAUAGCAGGGAUAAUCAAAUAUUUGGAGCGCACUUCUUCUUUGUAUUUUGCGAGCAAGGAUAAAUUCAGAGAUUCCAUGCUCAGAAAUCCAGAUCCUGGUGUCAAUUAUGCCAAGCUUUCGGAGGUACUUUCAGAGAAACCUAACGAAAUCAGAAAAAAGAAAUAUCUGAACCUGAAGGAGAAACCGAGCUUUAAGGAGCGCGAUGAGAGCCGAAACUUUUUCAAUAGCAUAUCUGCAGAAGAUGCUUUCAAAGUAAUAGUCGGAGAGCUCAACUUAUUCUAUGAAGUUCUCUACACGAGAGUAGUGAUUGUUCACUCCAAGUGGGGCAUGUUUUUCCGCUUCAUAUCAUUUUGUUCAGUCGUGGACUCGAUAUAUUAUCAUUCUUCAUGGCCAUUUUCUCAAAUCGAUGGUGAUCGCCUGGAGGAAUUCACCAGGCCUAGAGAAAGAUCACCUCAUUGGGCAUUGAAUCUCUUCAGAAUAUCACCUCAAUGGGCAUUGAGUCUCUUCGGAAACUUCAUCAGUCUAAAGAAAUCAAAGAAGGUUGAUCUUGAACCAGACAAACAUACAACUUUGACUGCGCCGCUUCUUUUUCGCAUGUGUUUACACGCUUCCGUGGUGCACAACAAAUUGAUAUUAGAGCAUGGGAAUGAUAUUGUGAAAGAUGGCAUACCCGUUGAUGUAGCUCGAGUGAACUACACCAAAAAGGUCACUCGGUUUUCGUGCAUUGAUAAAGCCAUCCAGUGCCUGAAUGCUUCCAAGGAUCGACUCAUUGAUCUUGUGGGCCUCAAGGAUUUUCUGGAUGAGAUAACGUAUGUUUCCAGCGAGCCACUGACAAUGGAGCUCUGUGAAUAUAUUUUCGGUGAGCUGCAAAAGAGAUCUCGGUUGAUAGAUGAUGCAGAAACUGUCAGGAAAAUAUGUUCGGCUACAGGUGACUGGGUUCUUCAAAAUAAUGGUUUGGAUAAACAAAGGAGUGACGAGUUAAUAUCUUAUGUUCUUGCUGUCCCUUAUGAUGAGAGCAUCCUGAUGUGGCACAUUGCAACUGAGCUCUUGAUCAAUGAUAAAAAGGAGAGAGAAAAUAAGAGUAAUGAAAAAGAAUUCAGUAAAAUUUUGUCAGAUUACAUGCUGUAUCUUUUCAUUAUGCAGUCGACAAUGAUGGCUACUGUGGCAGGAAUUUUGAAUACAGAGUUUAAGGCAACAGAAGUGAAGGGAGAUGGAAGCAAAUCUGUAUUGUUCGCUGCAAGUAUGUUAGCCAAAGAGCUGAAAAAAUUGAAAGAACAGAAAUGGAAGAUACUGAGCAGUGUGUGGGUGGAGAUGAUGUCAUAUGCUGCAAAUCAUUGCACUGCAACUUCCCAUGAUCGAAGGUGGAGAACUUGUUACUUUUGUUUGGCUACUGAUGGCUCAUUUUGGGAUUGGAAAUCAAUUCCAAGGUAA